UCAUCAUCAUGUCUGGAGGCAAAUCUGGAGGCAAAUCCGCUGCUGGCACCAAGUCGCAAACCCGUUCCGCCAAGGCCGGUCUUCAAUUCCCCGUUGGCCGUAUCCACCGUCUCUUGCGCCGUGGCAACUAUGCCCAGCGUGUCGGUGCUGGUGCCCCCGUCUACUUGGCUGCCGUCCUCGAAUACUUGACUGCCGAAAUCCUCGAGUUGGCUGGUAACGCUGCCCGCGACAACAAGAAGUCCCGUAUCAUCCCCCGUCACUUGCAGUUGGCCAUCCGUAACGAUGAAGAAUUGAACAAGUUGCUCGGCCACGUCACCAUUGCCCAAGGUGGUGUCUUGCCCAACAUCCACGCUUCCUUGUUGCCCACCAAGUCCAAGAAGGCCGGUGCUUCCCAGGAACUUUAAAUGUCUUUGUCGUUUAUUUUCUUUCUCUGUUACCUCUUGUCAUCCAUUUUUCUAUCGUCGUCAUUUUCUUAUUACAACAACAAUUUGUUCCUCCAUAUGUACAAAACAUCCGCAAAAAAAUCAAGAAUUUGGUCUUUUUUUCCAAUCAAUCAAUCAACAACCAACAAUCAGAUCGCCCAAACCUCACCUCUUUUUUUCCCUUUAUCGGGCUUGAGCCUGUAACCUUUGAUUUGUAUAUAUACCAAACCAAACCAUCUCUUAAUAAUAAAAAACGCCUCAUUCUCAUUUGGAAAAAAAACAAUCUAGUGUGGUAAAUAGCAUUAUCUAUGUAUUUAG
Molecule: messenger RNA, 740 nt
Organism: Zychaea mexicana
Lineage: Eukaryota; Fungi; Mucoromycota; Mucoromycetes; Mucorales; Lichtheimiaceae
Product: histone H2A
Exons: 1
Coding region: 9-404 (131 amino acids)
Cellular component (GO): nucleosome
Molecular function (GO): structural constituent of chromatin; protein heterodimerization activity; DNA binding
Source: RefSeq, a predicted model, not a curated record